CUUGCUGUUAACGCUGGGAUAUUGAGACCCGACGCGUCGCCAACGCUUGUACCCAGAACUCAUGGGUUAACAGAUUCUUUCUAGAAGAAACAGCCACUCAGUGUUCCAAUGAACAACCGCAAGGAAGAUAUGGAAAUUGCAUCGCACUACCGGCAACUAUUGCGUGAACUUAAUGAGCAGAGGCAGCACGGUAUCUUGUGUGAUGCAUGUGUGGUUGUGGAGGGUAAGAUCUUUAAGGCACACAAGAAUGUGCUGCUGGGCAGCAGCCGGUACUUUAAGACUUUAUACUGCCAGGUCAAGAAGGGCACAGAGCAGCAGGCUACCAUUACACACCUGGAUAUUGUGACAGCACAGGGCUUUAAGACCAUACUGGACUUCAUGUACUCAGCACAUCUGGCCCUCACAAGCAAGAAUGUUAUUGAAGUAAUGUCAGCUGCUAGCUACCUUCAGAUGACAGACAUUGUACAGGCAUGCCAUGGCUUUAUCAGAGCAGCUCUUGACAUCAGCAUUCGUUCUGAGUUGAUAGACAUGGAGCUGACUAACAUUGAGAUUGGUGGCAUGGCUGGCACAGGUACUGUAGGAGCAGCAUCAGAGGCACUGGUCUCCAUGAUCUCAGCCCGCAGCUCCUCGCCUUGGUUGGUGCGUCGUACCAGUCCUGCCAACUCAUCCGGUGACUCAGCCAUUGCAAGUUGCCAUGAAAGUGGUAGCACCUACAGCAAGGAGGAGCAUGAGCCAAAAUGUCAUGAGGACCCAUGGCCGACUGAAUACCAAUCCCUUCAAGUUAAAGAAGAGCAGGCAUCGCCAUCCAAUGUUCAGGAUGUGGCUGGGCAAGCACAGUGUACACCUGCAGAUCAAGGCAAUGGAAGCGAUAGGGGGUGGCAAGCACUGGGUUCAGGACGCAGAAAGAAUCGUAAGAACAAGGACACGGUCAGGCACAUCAUGCAAAAGAUUGAGGGCAACAGUCGGGGAGGAUCACCAAUGCCUUCCAUGAUUUCUGCGUCCAACUGGAGCUACAACAACCCAAUUGACAUUUCAGGAGCAGAUGAAGCCGAGCUCAGUUCAGACAGCCGAGGAGAAAAAAUGGACUUAUUCUUGAAGCAGGAAGAAUCUCUGGCUGGGGAACCAGGCUUUCAUGGCUCCACACCGGCCAGUGAUAGGGAAGAGGCAGUUGGUAAGGACCAUGAACGAGGCAGCUCUGUAGCUAACCUGCGGGCGGCACUAAUGAGCAAAAACAGCCUAUUGUCUCUGGGGACAGAGAUGCUUAGUGAGGGAAACCCCCUGCUGUUUGACUACUUACCUAAAGGAGGACAUUCACUCUCCCUAAAUGACUUUACAGUUAUCAGGAAAAAAUUCAAGUGCCCAUACUGCAGCUUCUCCGCCAUGCACCAAUGUAUCCUGAAGAGGCAUAUGCGCUCACACACAGGCGAAAGGCCCUAUCCCUGUGAAAUCUGUGGCAAGAAGUUCACUCGCCGUGAGCACAUGAAGAGGCACACUCUGGUCCACAGUAAGGAUAAAAAGUACGUGUGUAAGGUCUGCAGUCGGGUCUUCAUGUCAGCUGCCAGUGUAGGCAUUAAACAUGGCUCCCGUCGUCAUGGCGUGUGUGCAGAGUGUUCAGGCCAUGGUAUGGCGGCCCUGCUUGACCACAACGGUGAGGACGAAGAUCUACUCUAUCCUGGCAAUCAACGCUUUACUGAUGAUGGAGAAGAAGAAUUGAUGCCUGAGCUGAUGGGGGAAGUGGGUGAAGAAGAAGAGGGCACCAAGUGGCCAGGUAACUCAGGUAUACCACCACGCGAUGAAGAUGGCACAGAUGAUGCCAAGGAUGAAAGUGAUUCUGCACAAGAAGGCGAAACCAGAGCAGGCAGUGAAAAAGACUUUACCUGGAUUUCCUAGUUAAAUGCCAAGAGCCUGUUUCUAAGUCUGAAGCACCUGCUGAGGUGUGUGUCGAUCUGAGGUGCCAGUGUCAUAUCACUAUGUGUAAAG
Molecule: messenger RNA, 1980 nt
Organism: Trichomycterus rosablanca
Lineage: Eukaryota; Metazoa; Chordata; Actinopteri; Siluriformes; Trichomycteridae
Gene: zbtb46
Product: zinc finger and BTB domain containing 46
Exons: 5
Coding region: 109-1890 (593 amino acids)
Biological process (GO): regulation of transcription by RNA polymerase II
Molecular function (GO): RNA polymerase II cis-regulatory region sequence-specific DNA binding; protein binding; DNA-binding transcription factor activity, RNA polymerase II-specific
Source: RefSeq, a predicted model, not a curated record